AUAUCCCUGGACCAGUUGAUGCCUUCUUGUACUUACCUUGCUUCUCUUUGAACCUGCGCGAUUGUUGCUGUUCUUAAAGCUGUGAGCCUAGUGGAGCACUGAGAAACUUAGCUUCAUGCGCUAAUUGAGGCUGCUCGUUAGUGCGCGGGCUAAAUUCGAUCUUGGGUGCAAAUGGCGUCGCCCUUCUCGUUCGGCGCUGCACCGGCAGCACCACCUGCCAGCCCUUUCGGCUUCUCCACGGCGAAUGCAGCUGCUGCAGCCCCAAACACGGCACCAGCCGCUGGCACGACGGGCGGGCUCUUUGGUGUGAGCUCCACUCCUGCGGGCGGAUUCAGCUUUGGUACAGCAGCAGCCGCGGCACCGACUGCAACACCUGCCUUCGGAACCACGGCCUUCGGUGCUACAGCGGCGGCGCCGGUCUUUGGGGCCACAACGUCGACCUUUGGAGCGCCGGCGGCGACUCCGUCCCUGUUUGGCACCGCGCCAACCCAAGGCUUCGGAGCAACCACCACUGCGACGCCGUCGCUGUUUGGCGCCACUGCGGCGCCCGCGACCGGCACUAGUGCCUUCAACUUUGGCUCGGCGCCGGCCGCGGGCACGACCAACACUGGACUGUUCGGCGCGCCCGCUGCCGCCACCACGGCAGCAAACAUCUUCGGUCAGCCAGCGCAGCAGCCGGGGCAACAAGCCAACAUGUUCGGGGCCGCGGCCCAGCCGCAGCUGCCGGGGCUCGACCCCAGCGGCCUCACACAGGAUGACGCUGUGCGCGCGCUGACGCGCCUGGCCGCCGCCUACACGCCCUCCAGCGCCGACUACCGCUUCCAGACGCUGUUCGCCAGCGUGGUGGAGCGCCCGGAGCAGCGCGUCAAGCCGGCGGGGCACGUGGACGAGAACCGCUGGCGCGCGGCGCUGGCCGCCGUCAAGGGGCCCGACAACCCGCAGAAGCUGUGGCCGGUGGCCGCCAACGGCUUCCGCGACCUCAACACGCGCAGCCGCAUGCAGGCAGAGGCCGUGGCGCAGAACGCCAACCGCCUGCGGGAGCUGCAGGACCGCGCCGCCGGCAUGUCCCGCCGCACCACCGGCGAGUUCCGCUCGCGUGUAGAAGCGCUGCAGCGGCAGCACACCGACCUCAGCCACAAGCUGCUGCACGUGAUGCGCUGCGUGGAUGCACUGGAGAGCCGUCUGGCGCUGUCGGCGGGCUACAACGCGCAGCAGUCCAGGCAACAGGUGGCAGAGCUGGGCCGGCAGCUGGGGCGGCUGGAGGAGGCCGUGGCGCCGGCCUCAGCGGCGGCGGGGCUGGAGCGCCGGCUCGAGGCAGUCGCGGCUGCGGCGCGCAUGCGCGCUGGAAGCGCCGAGUCCUCGGGCGGCGUUGCGUCGGUGAAGCUGGAUGAGCGCUCGCAGGCGCAGCUGUUCGCGGUGCUGCGCGACCACGCUGAGGCCGUGCGCCAGCUGCAGGGUGUGCUCAAGGCCGACGAGCUGGACGUGGAGGUGCUCAAGCGCCUGGUGGCGGCGGGGCCGGCAGGGCCGGGCGGCGUGGGUGCCGAGCUGGCGGGCGCCGCCAUGGGCGUCAUGUGAUGUGGCGCUGGCCUGUGUGGUAGCGGGAAGAAGGCAGGGAGGUGGUGGGGCUAGUGGCAGACGGUGGCGUGGCGUGGCGUGACGGCCGGGUCGGGUGAGGCUGCAAGCAUGGGGUUGAGGUAUGCUAGGGAGUCUGUCUAGGAGCGCUGUCACUGGGGUGGUGCUGUGGGUCCGGUGGGAAAACAUGCAUCUAUGGCACCGUUUGGGAGUCACAGGAGACCUCGGGGAAGCCCCCUUGAUGGCCCCACGACUCCCCGCACGGCAUGGCCCGUACGGCAUUGAGGGAAAGCCGGACUAUGCAAUUAACACGCUGGCAAAGUAGAUUUCCAGUCGGACGUUUCCUCCACCAAGAUGUUUGGGGUCAAAGUGAGUGGAAUUUUUGGUGUGGCUGAGCAAGUAGUGGGGGACGAAUUGCACGGAAAAGUCCAGGCACGCUUUUGCACGUUGAUAGAUCGAACACUGCUGCAGCGCUGCGUUUGGAACCGAAAAUACUGUGGCGUAUCAAUGCAUCUUGUAUACCGUAUUACCCUGCAGACUUCGGGAAAUCUUAUUGAAAGCACAUUCAAUUA
This is a messenger RNA of Chlamydomonas reinhardtii, 2144 nucleotides long. RefSeq lists its product as uncharacterized. Gene Ontology annotation, cellular component: nuclear pore; nuclear pore central transport channel. Gene Ontology annotation, molecular function: structural constituent of nuclear pore. Lineage: Eukaryota; Viridiplantae; Chlorophyta; Chlorophyceae; Chlamydomonadales; Chlamydomonadaceae. The transcript has 13 exons. The record is from RefSeq and is a predicted model, not a curated record. Gene Ontology annotation, biological process: protein localization to nuclear inner membrane; nuclear pore organization; NLS-bearing protein import into nucleus. Bases 172 to 1575 code for a protein of 467 amino acids.